GCCGCGCCGCGGCGGGGGGCAGUAGCCCGCCGGGCCAUGCGUUCCGCAGGGUGACCCUGACCAAGCCCACCUUCUGCCACUACUGCACCGACUUCAUCUGGGGGCUGGCCGGCUACCAGUGCGAGGUUUGCAACUUCAUGUCUCACGAAAAGUGCCUCAAGAAUGUCAAGAUACCAUGCUCCUGUAUUGCUCCCAGCCUUGUAAGGGUUCCAGUUGCACACUGUUUCGGGCCUCCAGGACUUUACAAAAGAAAGUUUUGCGCUGUGUGCAGGAAGUCCUUGGAGUCACUUGCCUUUCGAUGUGAAGUUUGUGAGCUACAUGUGCACACAGACUGUAUCCUGUUUGCUUGCAGUGACUGCCGGCAGUGUCACCAGGAUGGGCACCUGGACCAUGAUACUUACCACCACCACUGGAGGGAGGGAAACCUUUCUUCAAGUGCUCGUUGCGAAUUUUGCAAAAAAACCUGUGGGUCUUCUGAGGUGCUCUCUGGCAUGAGAUGUGAAUGGUGUGGCAUCCUGGCUCAUGCUGCUUGCUGUGUAAUUGUCCCACCAGAAUGUACCUUUGGAAGAUUAAGGAAUAUGAUUCUUCCUCCAAGCUGUGUUCAGUUGUUUUCUCGCAACUUCAGCAAAUUGCAUUGUUUUCGGAUAUCGGAAAAUUUGCAAACAGAAUCAGAUGAAGAUGAUGAUGUUGAUGGGUCAACACAAGGAUCAACAAAAGAUAUCCAAAUUUCAACAGAUUCCAGUAAACAAACACUAAAGAUAUUUGAUGGGAAUGACGCAGUGAAACGCAAUCAAUUUCGACUGAUUUCAGUUCCAAGGAUUGCAAAAAAUGAAGAAGUUGUGGAGGCUUCUUUGAGGGCGUACUACAUAAAUGAUGACCAGCAGGAGUAUGAGCUUCAGACCUUUACACAGCAGGUGCUGCUCUCUGAUGAUGUUAUCAACAGGAAUGAUGCUGCAGAGGACAGCAACUUGGGCUCAGUGUUCCGAGAAUCUGUUCCUGAAGCUUGGAUCAUCAGAACAAAACCAAAGGAUGAAGAAGUGAUCAGAAUUUAUCCUGCCUGGCUAAAGGUGGGAAUGGCAUAUGUUUCUCUACGAGUAAAUAAGGAUAGCACUGUGCAGACUGUGAUCAAAGAAGUGCUCCCAUUACUUGGAAGGCAGACGGAGUGCCUCCAGAAUUUCAAAUUGGUGGAAGUGCUUAUGGGCAGUAAGCAAGUUCAGCGCAUGGUUUUGGACAAUCAGGAACUGAUUCUUAACAGACUCAAGGAUAUACGAAAGACUUCAAUACGUCAGAUGAAUCAAACAAGAUUUUACAUUGUGGAAAACAGUAAAUCGAUUGUACAAGUAAAUUUAUUUGUUGGUGGCCUUCCACCUCAGCUUUCUCCUGAAGAAUACACAAAUAUUCUCAAGGAAGAAUUAGCAAUCAAAACAAAUGUAGUAUCUGUGAGUCAUGUUUAUCAAGCACAAGGUGCUGUUGUACUCCAAAUUUCAUGUUUUUCUGAAGCUGAAAGAAUAUAUAUGCUAGUUAAAGAUACUGUUGUCAAUGACAAGCCUCUGAAUGCUGUGGUGAUUCCUGCAGUUAUGGCUUCCAAGAUACCACAGAAUUGUUGCCCACUUCUUGUAUUUGUGAAUCCAAAAAGUGGUGGUCUAAAAGGUCGGGAUCUGCUGUACAGUUUUAGAAAGUUGUUGAACCCACAUCAAGUCUUUGAACUUACCAAUGGGGGCCCACUGCCUGGGUUUCACACAUUCUCCAAAGUCCCCUCCUUCCGAGUGCUGGUGUGUGGAGGGGACGGCACCGUUGGCUGGGUCCUUGGUGCCCUCGAGGAAAUCAGGCACAAGCUGGUGUGCUCAGAGCCCUCAGUUGCCAUCUUACCUUUAGGAACAGGUAAUGACUUGGGGAGAGUCUUGCGCUGGGGAGCUGGCUACAGUGGGGAGGACCCAUACUCCAUUUUGGUUUCUGUGGAUGAGGCAGAUGAUGUUCUUAUGGAUCGCUGGACUAUCCUUUUGGAUGCAGAAGAGCCAGCUGAAGGUGCAGAAAAUGGCAUUGCGGAACCUGAGCCUCCCAAGAUUGUACAGAUGAACAAUUACUGUGGUCUUGGCAUUGAUGCAGAGUUGAGCUUGGACUUUCAUCAUGCUAGAGAAGAAGAACCAGGGAAAUUUAAUAGCAGGUUUCACAACAAGGGAGUUUACGUGAAAGUUGGACUGCAGAAGAUAAGUCACACUAGAAACCUUCAUAAGGACAUAAAGCUGCAAGUGGACCAGCACGAGGUGGAGUUACCAAGUAUAGAAGGACUCAUCUUUAUUAAUAUACCCAGCUGGGGCUCUGGGGCCGACCUCUGGGGGUCUGAAAGUGACAACCGCUUUGAGAAGCCACGCAUCGAUGACGGCCUGCUGGAAGUGGUUGGUGUGACUGGCGUCGUUCACAUGGGUCAAGUCCAAGGUGGUUUUCGAUCAGGAAUCCGCAUAGCUCAAGGCUCGUAUUUCCGUGUAACACUCCUAAAGCCAAUUCCAGUUCAAGUUGAUGGAGAGCCCUGGAUUCAGGCCCCUGGCCAGAUUAUAAUUUCUGCUGCAGGACCAAAGGUCCAUAUGUUGAAAAAAUCCAAGCAGAAGCAGAAAAAAACUGGAAGCCUGAAAGAGAUGAAAGUGGAUAGCACGUCAGUCUCUGAAGGAGGACGCAAAGGGGAGACCUGUGUUCAUACCUAUGGUGUGGGCCCAGGGACACAAUGACUGUCUUUUCUCACUUGGAUGAGUGUGUGCUCUUCAGAGGCUGUUUCUUCAUCAGUUCCUGUGAGGCCACGUCUCUGUGUUUGCCCAUCUGCUGAAGCUGUGGUGAUCCAGUACUUUUACAGCUUUGUGCUGGAGACUGGCGCUGGAGCAGCCGCACGCCUGCCAUCCACCAUCCAGAUGUGCUAUCCAUCUAUAGGCUAUCGUCAUCUUGUUCUUCACUCACAUCUCUGCUGUCUCAUCUCACUGUGGUUCCCCAGGAACUGAACCUUUCCCUUUUGGUCAACAUCAUACACAAAGGGCUCUGUGAGCCACUUGUGGGCGGGGGAGGGGGCCUGCAAGAUUUUGCCACUUCCAUGCAUCUGCUGCUUGGAGCUGCUUAAGCCAUGUUGGCUAGAGCCUGCUUAGCCACAUGGUAGGCUUACUCGUUCUCUGUUGCACAGUAACAACUUGAGCGUAAGCCUUAGGAGCAUUCCUGUUGCCAGUGUGUCUAGAAAAACAUCUCUAGCUGCUUUGGGGGACUUAAGUAUAACACUGAAAUAUGCAAAAGCUGUUUUGUGAUGGAGCCAGUUACAUGCUGAGGCAGUUAUUUCUGGGUCUCAUUGAUGAGUCUGUAUUCCUAGCACUGUGACAGCUUCAGCAACAGCUGACCAUUACAUGUACUUUCUACUUUCUGGUCAUGGUACAACGAGGGUAUGAAUUGUCAUCUAUAGCAACAGAAUGGUGCAGCUAAAGCUAUAAAGAAAGACAAAACAGCUACGGAAAAAUGGCAGAUGCCUGCAGCUUCUCCUUUCAAUCUAGUGAUUCCUGCUCAGUUUUCUGGUAGAGACGCAGUUGGAGGAAUGAUUUCUGUUUUCAGUGAAACCUUUUCUUAAUUGUUUAAAUUCUUAAUUUAAAUUUGGGGAUGUUCUUCAGGUCCCACAGUGUGGACUAUAACUUCACUUUCAUUCAAAUGAAAACUGGACUCAUGCUAUGAAGGAAAUAGUUUGGAUAGUACAGAGCUAAAAGCCUUGUCCAGAUCAUUAAACACAGGGUUGUCUUCUUUAGAACCUGGGCAUGAGGGGUCAGCUGGACCUCUUCUGGCAUCCUGGUACCAGCAUUACAAGUAGGGAGGAUCAAGUAUGGUAUUUCAGGAUGUGCGCACUCUGAAUGAAGCUCACAAAUUAGAGAGGAAAUCUGGAACAGGCUGCUGCUUCAUAAUUGUCCAGAAAGAGAGAGAAACUGCUUUGUAUCUUUGGGACCACAGAAAGAAUGCAUGGUCUACUUUCCAGUUGCUGACUCAGUAAUGGAAGCUGGGCUUAUUGUUACAGAAAACAUGCAUAUGUUUUAAGAUUUCUGGUACUGACUGUCUGCAGCAGCCCAAAUAAGUAAGGCUGUCUUACUAUAUUUCCAGGCAUAUAUAAUUCUGCAUCGUGUAGCUGACAGUGUUUCAAGUUCUUGGCUUGUUAAGGACCUGUCUGUCUCUCCUAUUGCUCUGUAUCUGUUGUCUGAAAUAACAUGAAACUCACAGGUCACAAUAUUUUAAUCAGAGGGCCCAUUGCUUUGGCAUAUUCUUUGUGGAGAUUUCCCAUCCAUGGAACUCUGUAAAAGCCUGUUUUGGGAUAGCAUCAUGGUAGCAAGGUGACUCUGAAGUAUGAGUGUAAUUUCUUCCUAGCUUCCAGAGGGCAUCCUGGUAGAGGACAAGAAGGCUUUGAGUUUUGUUCCCUUUUUUUUUUCCCUGGAAACCAAGUGCCAUGUAUUUGAGCAGAUGAGUGCCACACUGGAAUGAAAACAUAGCUUAAGAAAAACACUUAGUAUAUAAGGCUCUGUGCAUCAAAAGAUGAGGCUUAAUGUGUUUUGAUGACAAAACCAGAUUCAUUUGAGGUAGGAAACCCCCUGUAAAGCUUUUAAAAGGAGAAACUCACUCAUUAACCCCUCUAUUAAGAUGUUCUAGUUUCAGGUUCUUUAAAGGCCAUUUUAUCAAGACUAGAUGUAUGUGUGUGUGUGUAUAUGUUUUUUCUCACAUUUUCAUUGCAUAUGGUGUCUGAGAAGGCCUAGUAUUUUCUUCCAUGGUAUGCAAGGCCUGCAUGAAGGGAGGGGGUAACUCUUUGCAGUUAAUAUGAAACAUUUAGACUUAGCCUUUCCACUGAACAUAACAAUGCAGUAUCAUUUCUGUGACAGUGGGUAGAUAGAUUAUUCUCCAUACUGAUUGUUUGAGUAGUAUUGUGUGAGAGCCUAGUGGUCACAUGGCCAAGUACUUCAAAUAAUGCAGCAACAAAAGUACUGGGGAAGAGGCUCAGUUCUGUCAAGAUAGGUGUUAAGUAACAUCAGGGACACAGGACCAGGAGCAGUAACUGUGGACAGUGAGAAGAUGCAGGCUCUUUGCUAUCCUGAGCACACUCCUUCAUCCUCUCUCCCUUGCCUUUUUACCUUGCCUAUAAACCAUGGCAGGCACAAACAGCACAACUAGCAUCUCUCCUGCUGAUGUACACUCUCCUGACCUUUCACUAGUGUCCUACUUAGGCAUUGGCAGCACUGGGGAGAGAAAGGUCCUGAAAACCCUGGUUCCUUUCAAAUACCACAGUGUUCAGAUUAUUGCAGGUGGUCAGUUGGUUAAAUCUAUUUUGAUGGAUAAACACGUUACCUCUGCCUUGAAUUAGUAGAACUAAAAUUCAAAAGCUCAUCCCUGAGAUACGGGUGCUACUUCAGAAAAUUUGCUGCUUUUUUCCCCAUGGCUUUUACCCUUGAUUUGUACAGUUUACAUUCCUGGUGUUUUCACUGCAUUGAGUUUUAGAUGAAAGCAUUAUUUUGCCAAAAAUCUUUUGUUUAUAUAUGUGUACAUACAUGUGUGUACAUACAUGUGCACACACCCUUUAAGAAUACGCCUUAUUGUAUUUCCUUCCAUAGUGCCUAAUUAUACAGCUUUUGCCCUGUUACAGCAUUCUGAUAGCACUCACUUCUGGAUCUUCCUUUCACCGGUUUUGGACAUGAGGCAGGACUUGUACUUUCCAACAAGAUAUGAUGGCAAUAUAGUGAAAGCACAACUGCAUUUAGAGUACAGUUUCUGCAUGUAUGCAGUUUGAGCUCUGCUUGCUCUUUCUAGAUUUUAGUCAAGUAUCUGUGUGUCUAAAACCAGUGGCAAUGGCUAUUGUAGCAUUUUAAAAAACUAGGAAGAAACUGUCACUGCAAGACUUACCUAAGGAACAAAACUAAAUGAACUGUUAUAGACAAUUGUUGUUAAUCUUCACAGUUACCCUCUUACAAAUAUUGUACUGAUUUAAUGUCUUUAGAGCAAAUAUUGUACUUGAUCUGAAUGUCAGCUGUUUCUAAUUGCUCAGUAUUUAUGCGUGCAUGUGAUUCUGUAGCAGUCUGUUGGCAUAUAAGCGUCAUUAUCAAAUUAAACCUCUUUUUGUGGGAGGAGAAGGUAAGAGGAGCUGUUGUGACACUUAGAAAGGGCUUACGUUGAAGACACAACAGAUUUGGUUGCAUAUGUAUUUAAUAAUGUGCCAUCUGUAGGUAUGCUCUGUCUUGCACGGUCUCCAAUCCAUAUUCCAGCACCAGUACAGGGGGCUCAUUGGAGUUGUGCACUGGCAGUAGAUACUUUUUCAGUCUGCACCCCAUAAGUCUUCCUUACCACCUUCAAAGUGACUGUACAUCUUCCUAUUUCUGCCAGGCUGCCCUCCUGCCCUUUGGGCCUAACUCUGUACCAAAACUGGUAAUGAAGGUAUGAGCAUGUGCUGGUGAAUGUGUGUGCAGAGUGGGGGAAUGGAGUUCCUGCUCUGAAUGCUGCUCUGUCAGUUUGGCUUAGACUAUUCUUUAAUUUCUACUUCAGCUUCUACUUUAGCCAUCUAACAGCUCUGCAGCAAAGAUUUAGCAACUACUGAAUUGCCUUGGAUUCACCGGUGACAACGUUGCCUCAUUUUCAGGCUUUGAUCUUAUAUACGUCAGAAUAUGUAUAACUGCAUUAUACUUUUUGCACUUAACAGAAAAUGCAGGUUAGACAGGCUUAGGGUGUGGCAAAAUUGCAAUGUUUGUACUUUUUUUGUAAAUAUGGGGAUGAUUCUACAGAUACAAAGAUGCACUUUCAGAUAACAAUGAGAACAAGUUUGUAGAAUACAGUUGUUUAGGAGUUUCUCUGGCUGCAGUGUUCCUGAUCCCCAUCUAUGUCUAACACUGUGUUCUCCUUGAAAGCCUGCUUGGGGAUAGAGAUGGCUUCUCACAUUGCAGAAUGUAUUUAUAGCUGACUGACUGAACGUUUGUGUAUGUUUUUGAGCAAAUUUGCUGCUAUUCUAAGUUUUAGGUUUUACUAGACUGCUUCUAUAAUGCAUAAAAUAAUGUUCAAGUUUUAUUUAUAAUGUCAACACUUACUGAUUUGACACUUAGUUUCAGGAGACAUCCAGCCCAAAGCCUUCAUUCCUUUUGCUGUUUAAUAGUUUUGUUUUAUUGUGGUUUCUUUUUAGCAGUGUAGGCAUUGUAUGUGUGGAGUGCAGUGAAAUGAAUACAAAUUACUAACCUUAGCCUGCAGUUAGAGUGGCGGUUUCAAUGUUUACAGGACAGAGACUAUUGAUUGUAAACCCAUACACGUCCACUGAAACAGUGCACUCUUCAUGUGUUUUGGAAGCACUGUUUCUGCUUACCAUGGUAAUUAAGGGAAUUGUUGCCUUCUGGUUUUAGAGUCCUGGUUAUGUUGCUUUGGAGAGAUUUCAGUGUGGGUUAUGGCUUCUCUGCCAUGAACUCACAGGGCAGAAUUUGUACUGACACAAGUGUGUUAUAUUGAACAUGUUUUCUGAAAGAGUGACUUUAUUUUUUAUGAAGAUAAUUUAUGAGAAGGUUUUAUAGCAGAUCAGUGCUGAAAAAGUUGAAUCUUGAAAUAAAUGUUUGUAGAUAUUAAAGAUCUAUCCCAAAGCAAAGUAUUUUUUAAUAGGGCAGUAUUACUGGUGUAGUUAACCCUCUGAGCUCUCCUGGUAGCAUACCCAUUUAGCAUGUCACUCUGCACUGGUCAAGUGUGUUACUUAGGGGACAACCUGAUUUCAGAAGAUAUUACUUAAUUUAUAUUGUGCAUAUCCCCUAUUAACCUCUGGCAGCAACUCCCCAUAUAAACAUCAGCCACACAAGACAGAGCUUCUCCCCAUAUAGAUCACUGCAGGUUGAAGAGCAGAGAGGCUGCCCUUGUGCUUGACUGCAGAGAGGCUGUGAGUCUGGUGACUGGCACUUGCAGUCCUCUCUCUCACCAUUAUAGAGUGUGCCACACAAGUUCUUUUUCUUUCUGAAGGCAGGCAGGCACAAAUUCAAGAGUGCCUGAGUCAAACUGCUAAUAUCUUGUCUCACCAUGGCAUCCAUUUCUUAGUGCUGUUUAUCUUGCCAAAUUGGGUAGCAAGAGGUGCUUGAAGUAUUACUGAGUAUUUAUUGUGUAAUUUUUGGGUGCUUAUAAAGCCUUCACUGCUAUUUUAAAGCAAAAUUUGGGGAUCUGUAGCAUAGCAAUAGCUGUAUAACUCGCAUUCCAAACAUGCCCAAAGUUAUCCUUGUAAUAGUUUAGUUAUCAAUGGUGUAGCUAGCAGCAAUCAGUAUCUUGAAGCUACAAGUUCUAAAUAUUGGAAGACAACAUCUCUGCUUUGAAUGCAAAGCAUUAGAGUUUGUAAUUCACUAUAGAUUUCAGCAUCUUUCCUACUUAAAAAUGACUGAUGACAUCUUAAUUCUUCUCAAACUAUAACUUAACCAUUGCUUAAAUAACUGUUUUUCACCUCUGGUUAUUUAAAUAAUUCAAUUUACACAGUUGUAUGAAUGCUGUUUUAUUAUCAAGAUACUCUUAAGGUGUCUCAUAGCAUUUCUUGUGAAUGUUCUAAUACAUCAGUAAUAAAUAAUCCUGACCCAAUAAACUAAUGUAAGCUGACAAGUUAUUGUCUAGUGCUUAUUCUUUGUGCAUCUGUCUAAUUCUCAGAGAAAAAAGCAGCCUAAGUAUAAGCAUUAAAGUGAUUGAAAACAGUUUCCACACUCUGUGCCUCAAACCAGUAAUGUGUUAUCACACAUUUACUUGUGGAUUGGUCUCAAAAACUAGCUUUUAAUGAUGUAACUUGUUUCUCAAUGUCUGCCUUGCAAAUGAGACGUCACUAUAUUGUGGUAACUUGUCUACAAAAAACAUACCUAGUGUACUAAUAGAUUUUUUAAAAAGUAAUUUAUAAAAUAUGGACUUUUAUAUUUAAACAUCUGUUCAUCCUUGGGUUCUGUUUUUAGAAAAUUCUAUGUAUAUUUUGCAAUACGUGUUUUGUGUUUGACUGUACAUUUUGCACCAAUAUGAAAAAUUGUAUUCUAAGUAUUAUUUACAAGUUCCAGAGAUCUGUAACUAGAAUUUGCUGUGAACAAAUACAACAUCUCUUCUACCCUG
Messenger RNA from Onychostruthus taczanowskii (white-rumped snowfinch), 9081 nucleotides. It is a transcript of the gene DGKQ, whose product is annotated as diacylglycerol kinase theta. The transcript has 24 exons. The coding region runs from base 138 to 2723 and encodes 861 amino acids. Gene Ontology annotation, biological process: diacylglycerol metabolic process; intracellular signal transduction; lipid phosphorylation. The record is from RefSeq and is a predicted model, not a curated record. Lineage: Eukaryota; Metazoa; Chordata; Aves; Passeriformes; Passeridae. Gene Ontology annotation, molecular function: ATP-dependent diacylglycerol kinase activity.